Cajanus cajan (pigeon pea) is the source of this 1098-nucleotide messenger RNA. RefSeq names its product ras-related protein RABH1b. The record is from RefSeq and is a predicted model, not a curated record. Lineage: Eukaryota; Viridiplantae; Streptophyta; Magnoliopsida; Fabales; Fabaceae. Gene Ontology annotation, molecular function: GTP binding; GTPase activity.
GCGUGGAUGCAAUCCCAUUAAAUAAGACAUAAAGUGCAAUAGUUAAAUCUCUCCGCGUCUUCUUGUUCCUUUCGCCGAGAAUCCGAGAUCAACCCCUGCCUUCGUCGGGGUUUUUCUCGGCUUCUUCUGAUUCCUCUUUCGCUUCGAAAUGGCGCCAGUUUCAGCUUUGGCCAAGUACAAGCUUGUGUUCUUGGGUGACCAAUCCGUCGGCAAGACCAGCAUCAUCACUCGUUUCAUGUACGAUAAAUUCGACAACACCUAUCAGGCUACAAUUGGUAUUGAUUUUCUAUCAAAAACUAUGUAUCUUGAAGACCGGACUGUUCGACUGCAAUUGUGGGAUACAGCUGGACAGGAAAGAUUUAGAAGUCUUAUUCCAAGCUACAUCAGGGACUCAUCUGUAGCUGUUAUUGUAUUUGACGUUGCAAGUCGGCAGACUUUCUUAAAUACAUCAAAGUGGAUUGAAGAGGUGCGAACAGAGAGAGGCAGUGAUGUCAUUAUUGUUCUUGUUGGGAACAAAACUGAUCUUGUUGAAAAAAGACAAGUCUCUAUAGAGGAAGGGGAAGCAAAAGCACGUGAGCUCAAUGUCAUGUUCAUUGAAACUAGUGCUAAGGCUGGGUUUAACAUAAAGGCCCUUUUUCGAAAAAUUGCAGCAGCAUUACCCGGAAUGGAAACAUUAUCUUCUGCAAAACAAGAAGACAUGGUUGAUGUAAACUUAAAGUCUACAAGUGGCAGUUCUCAAUCUCAACCCCAGUCAAGUGGAUGUUCUUGUUAAAUAUGCCUUAUAUUGUGCGGUGCACCUUUUUGUGUCAUGCCUUUGUUUUAUGCAGGUUUUACUUUAGUCUUCUACAGCAUUAUAUGAAAGAUGAAAGAAUAUACAAGUGGUGCAGGGUAGGGGUUGAUACAAGUUCUGUCUAGAAUGUUGUUGUUAGUUGAUUAUGCCUGCGAUAAUGUACUAGAGAGUAGUAAAGCUGGCCAACCAAGAAUUGAAUUAUGUUCAUUGUACCCUAUAAAACGUGUGAUAAGAUUAGAAGUUAACUUGUUCAUUUGGAUUGUGACAUAUGUUUCUGUUUAACUUGUUCAUUUGGAUUUACUUGUUCA